This is a messenger RNA of Porites lobata, 423 nucleotides long. NCBI's taxonomy places the organism in Eukaryota, Metazoa, Cnidaria, Anthozoa, Scleractinia, Poritidae. The record is from the annotation of a GenBank genome assembly.
AUGGCGGCGAGAAUGAGGAACUCGGACUGGGAGGACAAUCUUGAGAUAAAGAAUGAUUUAAAAGAACAGGUUAGUCGUAACCUGCGACAAUCAGAAAUCGUAGACUUAAUGAAAGUUAAAUACCCCAUAUAUUGUUGGAGCCUGAGGACUCUAUCUCGCCGUCUUCAUCAUUUUGGGAUCAUAUACACCGAGUACUCGGUUGAUUUAGACGAAGUUAAAGGUGCAGUUGAAAGAGAAAUGAAAGGCCCAGGAAGCCUGUUAGGUUACCGGUCUUUACACAAGAAAGGCCAAGAAGUACACGGAAUCAAUGUCCCAAGAAACGUGGUGUAUGACGUUAUGGCGGAUGUAAAUCCGGAAGGUCUUGAGCAAAGAGGUGGCGUUGGAAUGCCAAAACGUCCCAAGAGGACAGGGGCUUUUACCUAA